Molecule: messenger RNA, 539 nt
Organism: Culex pipiens pallens (northern house mosquito)
Lineage: Eukaryota; Metazoa; Arthropoda; Insecta; Diptera; Culicidae
Exons: 1
Coding region: 11-493 (160 amino acids)
Source: RefSeq, a predicted model, not a curated record
GACCCAGUUGAUGUCCCGUACAGCCCUCAAGAUGUUCAAGUUCCUGCUGAUCGCCGCCUUCGUGCCUGCCCUGGUUCUGGCCCAGACCCCGGUUCGCCAGUGCGGAAACGGAGCCCCGCUGCCGGCGUCGACGGACGUUGACGGUUGUACCUCGCUGCCCUGUGACAUCCAGAACGGAGCCCCGAUCAGUGCCAUCGCCCGUGGAAUCACCAGCCCGAUCGCCACCAACACCCUGUCCACGUACAUCAUUGUCCGGUUGGCCGGUCUGCAGGUGCCGUUCCCGAUGCCCGAUGGUUUGGAGAAUGCUUGCGCCGUUGGAACCGCCCCCGGAACGUGCCCCGUGUCGGCCGGACAGACCUUCGACUACGAGCUGAACCACGGCGGACAGGCCCUGUCGCUGACCGGAGUGACCGUCCAGGUUGAGGUUGGUCUGCGCGGAGACGGAAACGCCAUGGUUGGAUGUCUGGAGUUCGAUGCCCGCAUCGUUGGUUAAGCAUUUUGUGACUGAGUAAUAAAGUAAGGAGUUGUGUUUUUUGGAA